AUGCCCGAGGGGCUGGACGGACAGGUAGGUUUCAUCUUUUUCAACACUGAUUUAGGAGCCAAGGCCGUGCUGAGCAAUCGUAGCUACGAAGGCACAGUGGAAUUCCAAGUAGCAGGGCGACAGGAAGCCAACCCGCGGGACCAGACACGCUGCCGGUCAGGGUGCCUGGUCUGUUCAGAGUCUAGCAAACGUCUCUUGGCUAGAGGUGAAGACGAGAAGCUCUUGGAGUUGGACGGACACGCAGGUGACAAAUGGCAGCGAGUUCAAGGCCGAUUCCUGGCCAUCAACCUCACUUCCAUGAGCAGCGCCUGCCCCAAGAGCCCAGAAGGUCUGUCUCCCUGCGCUCACCUGGCCGACGGAACGGCUGACCUCAUACUUGUGCGUGAAUGCUCUGCGCUCUCUUUCUUGCGACACUUGAAAAGGCACACCAACUGCUCAGACCAGUUUGACUUGCCCUUUGUGAGCGUGUAUCGGGUCCGAGCCGUUCGUUUCACCAGCUCGAAAGUGGAAGACUCCGAGGAGGGAGAGUGGCCUGUGAGGGGGCAGAAGGGGCUCUGUGGAGGAACGUGCUGGGGGGAACCCCUGCUCAGCUGCUGGACCUGCGACGGAGAGACCUUGGAGCAUGCGGAUGUCAGCAUCAGAGUCCACGGGCAGCUCAUCCACCUCUUUGCCCGAGGCAUCGAGCAGGCGCGCCACACGCCCUAGGAACCUCCGCAAGGAACCAACCGCUGAAGGAUGGCACCAAAGUGUCAGCGCUGCCUCGGGAUCUGUGAGGCUGUGGACGUGGAAUAGUUCCCAGCCACCCCCGCCUAGCGUGGCCCUUCCUGGGGGCGAGGCGUGACAUCCCAGCUCCAAAGCAGGCUGUAGGAGAGGCCCAGCCACACUCCACACACCCCAAGAUACCCACUGUGCAGGUCACAGAUCUGAGUGUUGCCUACGUGGCCCGGCUACAGUUAUGCCACCUUGUGCCUGUGUCGCCACGCCAAAGGUGUAGAAUCAUAGAGUUGGAAGGGACCUUUUAGGCUAUCUAGUCCAACCCACUGAUGAACGUGGAAUCAAGCUAGAGCAUCCCAGUCAUAUGUUUGUCAAGCCACUGCUUGAAGGCUGCCAGUGUUGGGGAGUUCACCACAUUUCUAAGCAGCCAAUUCCACUGUUGCAUAACUCUUACUGUAAAUUUUUUCCCCCUAAUAUCCAGUUGGAACCUUGUAAUUCAGGGAUGUCCAACUCUGGUGCUUCCAAUGUUCAUGGGCUACAAUUAAAAACACAACAAGGUGUGCAAUGUAAGAAAUACCAACAAAGAAAUGUGUCACAUACAGGCGUAGGCUAAAGUAUCUCAAACAAAUGUAUCUCUUUAUAUUAUGUUUCAUAUAGAUGCUCAUGCAAUAUUCAUGCAUAUCAAAAACCAUUUUGUAGCAGUUUUGGCAAAAAUAAAUGACUCCUAUUCCAUCAAAUCAGUUUCAUGUCAAUUUCAAUAUACAAACUAGAGAAUACCCCAAACCUGUGUUGGAAAUAGCUUGGCAUAAAAUUAAUGCUUUACAACGAGAGGAGCUAUUAAAACCGAAGAAAGAAAAAAUGAAGAGAGAACUUAUCUGGUCACUUGAUUAUACUCAGGAGGCAUCAGACAUUAAGGGCAUUAUUUAUAAAUAUUGGGACUUAGUUACUGAUAUCCCUGGAUGCCAAUUUCGACCGAAAACUGGAUUCAGAUGAACAAAAAAUCUAAAACAAAGUAUUGUGAGGGCAGAUUUGAUGCUGAAACCACAUAUAAAAGCGAUUUUGGUUGGGCAUUUCAGAUGUGGUACUUGUGCACAGUGUAGUUUGUCCUUAAAUACUAAAAUUAUUGACUUGCCAUUAAUGAGUCAAAAUGGCACUUAACUAAGUUUUCAAAUUGUAAUACGACACAUUGUGUGUAUAUUAUUUUUUGUCCUUGCCAUAGAACCUACGUGGAAAAAACUUUGAGAUCAAUCAAGAUGUGAAUUGCUGAGCAUAGAAGUAAUAUCAGGAAUGGUUAUAUGGAAGCACCAAUGGUUGCACACUUUGCAGAGAGGCAGCAUAGGGAUACUGAUUUAAGGUUUGCCGUUAUUGAACAUUUCCAGGAAAUGAAAAAUAUUAGUAAUAUCGAUCUGAAUAUUAUGCAGGUAGAAAAUAGGAUUGUAUUUCAAUUUAACAGUCAUCUGGUAGGAUUGAAUAGAGAAAUUGAUUUUUCUUGUCAUCUGUGAAUAAUUUCUUUUGUCAACUAUAAAUGAUGUGUAUGCCCCUUUAAGGAGUAGGUUUUUUGGAAUGGCAGCUGUUUCACAUUUGCUUCUAUGGGGAGCUUUAUAUCACCCUGGAAUCCUUAUUGUCUUUUAUGAGAUAUGAUACUGCCAUUAAGGAUGUAACUUGAACUCUGCGGAGGAAAUGUAAGUCUAUUAAGAAAAUUUUGGAUAAUGAAAUUUUAUUGUAACUGCGUA
Messenger RNA from Sphaerodactylus townsendi, 2447 nucleotides. Its product is annotated as ceramide kinase-like. The record is from RefSeq and is a predicted model, not a curated record. Lineage: Eukaryota; Metazoa; Chordata; Lepidosauria; Squamata; Sphaerodactylidae. The transcript is spliced from 6 exons. The coding region runs from base 1 to 705 and encodes 234 amino acids.